This is a messenger RNA of Phalaenopsis equestris, 3688 nucleotides long. Its product is annotated as auxin response factor 7-like. Bases 1143 to 3188 code for a protein of 681 amino acids. Lineage: Eukaryota; Viridiplantae; Streptophyta; Magnoliopsida; Asparagales; Orchidaceae. Gene Ontology annotation, cellular component: nucleus. The transcript has 16 exons. Gene Ontology annotation, molecular function: protein binding; DNA binding. Gene Ontology annotation, biological process: regulation of DNA-templated transcription; response to hormone. The record is from RefSeq and is a predicted model, not a curated record.
GUCCGCGGACAAUUUGGGUGCAUGGUGUGAGUCGUGCACGGCUGAGAUUGGCGCGUGUCGAUGGUCUUUGUUCCAGUGAGCUUUGUGACAGCAGCGUAAAGCUGAACCAGCGCGAUGGUAAGCCGAGCCGGAGCAAAGCGACAGAUCGAUGGCGUCCAAGGAGUGACUUGGCGAAGAGUACCGCUGUGCGUAGGGAGCAGCGGUAGCGGAGAGAAACCCGACUAGAAAAUACCGCGAGAUCUCGACCGUGGUGGAAAGCCGGGAAAUUGAAGCAGGCGGUCACGCAGAAGUGGCAGUGUUGCAGCGUGAAGCGACUCGAGAUUGAUUUGGUUGGAUGAAUCUCUGGACAUGGAAGAACUUUGUGAGCUAGGUAAUGGUGGGUUUAGGCUCUUCUGAUUUGGAGUUUUGCGUUGAGGAGGUGAGGUUUGGCGAAUUUACUGGAUACGGGCAGGAAGUUCGUGGCUCUGAGUGGAAAUUUGGAGAUCGGGGCGAUCUCGUUGUGGGGUGCCUUGGUUGUAUCGUUUCCUUGAAUUGAUUAUGGGAAUUUAACUUUUGAUAAUUCCUGAUGGCUGGAGAUUAAGCUGCCGGUUUGUUGAGAUUCUGGGUGAAAUGGCUGUUUCGCGCUAUAAUAGUGAAUUUCAUGAUUUGAAUGAAGGGAUUCAGGUAUCUCUUUGAGGCGAUUGAUUGAAUUCUGGUGGGUGGGUGUUAUUUUAAGAGGUUUUUUCUGUUGAUAUCGCUGAAUCACUGAGUUGUUAGUGAUUGGUGAAUUUUUUAGGCGAAUUACUGAGUUAUACACGGCUCUUUCUGCUUAGAUCUGCAUUUCUGAAGUUUGAUCUCCGCUUUUCGCGAAUUCCUUGCAUUGGUAGGCUUUUCUGUUAUCCGGAAUGGGGGAAGCAGUCCAUUCGGAGUUCGUCGGAGGCAUACUUUUGGAACACUUCGUCUGUGCUGAAUAUUGAGCCACUUCAGUUUUAAAAGCAUCAUAACGAAGAGGCGGACGUUUCUAGAUUUCUUUGACGAGGAACUGCGAGAUUAUAAAGUUCUUCUUGUCCAAGACUUAGUGAGCUGGCUUUCUGUCUGUUCAUUUUUCUCUGGAUUCCCCCUACCAGCGAUCGAGAUUCUGAAGGGGAUUAUACGGAACUGUCAUGGCUCUUGCUUCUCCAACUCAUUCCGCAAGCGAGGUGCUUGGUUCAGCAAAACUUCGUGGGAAUCUGUUGUACAAGGAGCUCUGGCAUGCUUGUGCUGGGCCGCUGGUUACGCUGCCUCGUCAAAAGGAACGAGUCUAUUACUUUCCUCAAGGCCAUAUGGAACAGCUUCAGGCGUCAACCCACCAAGGACUUGACCAGCAGAUGCCAUUAUUUGAUCUUCCUUCAAAGAUCCUUUGCAGGGUAGUCAAUGUUGAACUUCGAGCUGAGUCUGAUACUGAUGAGGUUUAUGCUCAGAUUACUUUGCAACCAGAAUCUGAUCAAAGUGAAGUGACCAGUCCAGACUCUCCCCUUCCAGAACCUGAUAGCAGUAUGGUUCAUUCCUUUUGUAAAACACUUACGGCUUCGGAUACAAGCACUCAUGGAGGAUUCUCAGUUCUUAGGAGGCAUGCAGAUGAAUGCCUACCUCCACUGGAUAUGACACAGAAUCCACCAUGGCAAGAGUUGGUUGCCAAAGAUCUUCAUGGCAAUGAAUGGCAUUUUCGCCACAUUUUUCGAGGACAACCUAGGAGACAUCUGCUUACUACUGGAUGGAGCGUUUUUGUUAGCUCAAAGAGAUUGGUUGCUGGUGAUGCAUUUAUCUUUAUGAGAAAUGAGAGUGGUGAGUUGUGUGUUGGUGUAAGGCGGCUUAUGAGGCAGCUAAAUAACAUGCCAUCAUCUGUUAUAUCUAGUCACAGCAUGCAUCUUGGAGUUCUUGCAACUGCAUCGCAUGCUUUGUCUACUCGAACUCUUUUUUCUGUCUUCUACAAGCCAAGGGCAAGCUGUUCACAGUUUAUCAUCAGUGUAAACAAGUACCUUGAAGCGAGAAGUCAAAAUCUAUCAGUUGGUAUGAGAUUUAAGAUGAGAUUUGAGGGUGAUGAAGCUCCUGAAAGACGGUUCUGUGGUACCAUAAUUGGUAUAAUAGAAAACACUUCUUCUAGUUGGCCAGAUUCAAAUUGGAGAUCUUUAAAGAUCCAAUGGGAUGAACCUUCAUCUAUUCCACGACCUGAUUGUAUUUCUCCGUGGGAAUUAGAGCCUAUGGCUGUAGCCCCUCCCCUCAUAUCUCAGCCAGCAAUCCGAAGUAAACGAGCUAGACCACCACUUUCAUCUUCUGUGCCACAAGAGUUUUCUUCUGUAUAUGGUCCAUGGAAAUCUCAAUCUGAAGCCAACCAGUCUCUCCCAUUCUCAGGGUUACAGCGCGGACAUGAAUCAUUUUCGCUGCCCUACUCAUCUCUUGUACAUCCACCACCAAAAUUGGGCUCCGUUGCUAUCAACAGCAACGUUGGACAACCAGCUGCUGACCGCCCCACUGUGUACUGGCCAACUCGGCCUGAAACUCAAUCAGAAUCCUUUUCUACCACCUCUAUGAACGUUUUGCAAUCCAAUGAAAAGACGCAGGAGGCAAGCGGCGGCAUCAUGUUAUUUGGGAUCCAGCUGAUUGAAAUGUCCACUGUUGCGGAAGAUACCUCAUCAAUGGCUGCUAUCACUGAUGUUGUUAGGGAUGCAAAUGACCAUCUAGGUGUUGAUUUUGAACAUCAUUCCCGUCCUUCCAACUUAAACCAGUCCGAUGGCACGGAGCUAAGCACUGAGCCAGAAAAUUCCUGUCUCAGAUCUUCCCAGGAAUCUCAGAGCAAGCAAACUAGGAGCUGCACCAAGGUGCACAUGCAAGGGAUGGCUGUUGGAAGGGCAGUGGACUUGACAAGGCUGGAGGGGUAUGAGGACCUCCUUAGGAAGCUGGAGGAGAUGUUCAGCAUCCAAGGAGAACUGUUUGGAGAUACCAAGAAAUGGCAGGUUGCCUACACUGAUGAUGAGUAUGACAUGAGGAUGGUUGGCGACUACCCGUGGCAUGAGUUCUGUAACAUGGUAAAGAAGAUUUACAUCUACACAUAUGAGGAGGCUAAGCGGUUGUCUCCAAAGUCGAUGCUGGAGAAGUCGUCGCUGACGGCCAAGACCCUGUGUGGGACUGCAGCUGGUCCUGCAGAGGACCAGGUGGAUAAGCAUGACUGACAUGUGGCUUAUCUCUGCAGGUAAUGUGCCCAUCUUUUAUUCGUUUUGUUGCCUUUUGGCUGAGUGUAUUAUGUCAAGCAGGCACAUGCAACAGGCACUGUUUUGCCAUUCGUAUAUAGGAUCCGUCCAUCAUUGCCAGUUGACCAUAGGCAUCCGAUGGGUCUUCUGCUGUAAUAGGGUGUUAGAUUUCGGUUUUAUGUUGGCUUUUAUAUAGUGAAAAGGAUUGGAUUUAUUAGGUGUUUGUUGUUAAUGGGAAGCUAAUUGUGGAUGAGCUGGAAAUAGGGCGUUUGCUUGUCUAAUUUGAUGCCUUCUUUUGUUUGACCUUCUUGUCGCAUCCGACGUGUAUCUCUUGUCUGUCCUUUUGGUUUGAUUUUUUGUUUUCGUAUGCGUGCUAAUUAGAUGUACGCGGGCCUUGCCAUCCUAAUAUGGAUGAUUCCCUUUUGUGUGGGGUUGGGGGCUCUUUCACCGCAUUGUUUCUUUGUGAGAACAAAAACCCCAAU